Molecule: messenger RNA, 5415 nt
Organism: Phascolarctos cinereus (koala)
Lineage: Eukaryota; Metazoa; Chordata; Mammalia; Diprotodontia; Phascolarctidae
Product: polyamine-modulated factor 1-binding protein 1
Biological process (GO): spermatogenesis
Cellular component (GO): sperm head-tail coupling apparatus
Source: RefSeq, a predicted model, not a curated record
CACCAACAUUCUUUACCCCUCUCAGUCUAUGUGAGAGUGUAGGUGAUGUGAGGGUUUGUUUUUUUCAUAGGGAGAAUAUUCUAUUAGGUCUCACUUCUGGAACUGAUCUCAUUGGUACAAGACAAGACUCAGAACAUGAUUAAAAUAAAAGAAGAGUUGCAGACCACCAAAGAAGACCUAAGUCUAGUGACGAAUACGCUAGAGAGAAACAAAUUGAUGAGCAGCCUAAAUAAUAAGCUGUGGACUCUGCAAGGUGACAUACAAAGUCUACAUGAAAUGUGCAGGAACCAAGGAAGGACCUUGGAAGUGGAAGCACUCUCCAUUCAUGAGAUGGAAAGCAGCAUCAGCCUGUGUAAACAGCAGCUGCAAGCAGAGUUUGGCUGCUGUAACCAGACCCGUCAGAUACAACUCCAUCAGCUAAACGAAAAGUUGCUGGCUCUUCAGCAGGAACUGGAGAUUCGCACAGAAGAAUUACAGUCUUCUUACUGCUCACUCUUGCAAUAUCAGUCCAUCCUGGAUAAGCAAACCUGUGACCUAGAAAUGCUUCACCAGCACUGCCAGAUGAAGGAGGAUGAGGUUACAAUCUAUGAGGAAGAGAUGGAAAAGAAUAAGGAAGAUAACAAAAGGCUUCAGGAGAAGCUCCAAAUAUCUCAGGAACAACUUGCCUUGGCUGAAAAUAGGAUCAUCUCCCUGGAAAGCAGUUUAACUCUUUACAAGGAUAAGUAUCAGGCAGCCGUGAAGAGCCUCGAAUUGCUGGAGUGCCAAAUGAAGGCCUUAGAACAAGACAUCAAAAUCAUCCCCAUGCAGGAGGAAGAUGGCAAAGGGGAUCAGCCAAAAGAAAGAAUGGCAGAAUACUUAAUCUAUGAGCUGAAGGAGACCCAAAAGCGUUUGCAUGAUGCUUUGCAAAACGGCUCUGAACAGGAAGAUACGCUUCAGGAGCUCCGCCAUAAGCUCGUUUGCAGCAAUCUUAAAAUAUUGGAUCAUGAAGAGACUCUGAUAAAAUUAGAAGUGGAUUUUGCUACCUAUAGAAUGUCCCACAGACAACUUUUCUGCCCUCCAGAUGAGUCAGAGGAUAUCAAACAGAUCUUGGCACAUAUUGAGGAGCAGUGUGAGUACCAAUGCAUCCGGGUAGAAGAAUACCAGUACCUCCUGAAAGACAUGAAGAAGGAACUAGAAAAAGUAUCAGAACAGAAGAAGAAGAUCAUGAAGGACCUCAUGAAGCUGGAGUUAGAUAUGCACAACCUUCUACAAGAGACAGCCACCCAAACCGAGUGGAAGGAUGGAGAAGCGAAGGACCUGAAGAGACACAUUAGGAAUCUGGAGGGCCAGCUGAAAGAAUGCCAGAGCCUCUGUUUGGAGAACGAAAAGGUCAUUCAGAAGAAAGAUGAAGCCCUAUCCAAACAUCAGGAAAUAAUUCAGGCGCAACACGCUCUUGAUGCAAAGGACUCAGAUAUAGAGAAGCAAAAAGCCAGAGUAGAAGAGGUAGAGCAUGCCCUCCAGAAGGUGAAGGAGAAGAAGGAAAAAAGCGAGACCCAGAAUGCUGCCCUGGACGCUAAGGUCCAGCAGCUUCAGCACAACCUGAAUGAGGCCCACCAAGAACAGCUACUACUGGCUCAGAAGCUGUCAUGUGUUGAUAAACAGACAUCUAUGCUAAAGGAUAGCCUAGACUGUACCCAGCGGAAGCUGGAAGAUAAGAUAGCUGAGAACAUGGAAAAGAAAGAGCUUAUCGACAAGCUUUCCAGUGAGCUCAAAGGACAUCAGAAAGAUAAAUCCACACUAGUGGAUCUACUGGAAACAGAAAGAAAGAAUAUUGAAAUGCUGACGUCAGAACUUGAAGUAUCCAAUAGGAAACACCAUGAUGCAGAAAAGGAGAUCACAGAACUUCAGAAAUCAGUGGAUGAUAUGAAACUACAGCUGUGUAAAAGCCAGGAGAAGAUGAAGGAACUCAUAGACGAGCUUGAGGAGGAAUGUUAUAUUAAUGAGAGUCUGCGAAAACAACUGAAACAGCUAGAGAGGGAGCGAGAGGACCACCAGGACUUGAGGCUGACGUGGAAGAACCAGGAGAAGGAGCUAAAGGACAAAAUUGAGGCGCUCAAGAAGGAAAUCCAAGAUGAUAAGAAACUGGAGAUGGAGAAACUGAGUGUCCUUGAACAUCAGGUCAAGAAUCUUCGGGAUCAGCAGAAACAUCCCUCACAGCAGAGAGGAACUCAGGACAAGCUUGAGGCUGUUGUGAUGUUGCAUCUCUCUGAAGAGGAGGAGGAUGGAUUGAAUGAACCCGAGGAUGAGGAUGAGAACCAGUGUCUACAGGAGUUAUCUAAAAGGAAGCCCAGAGCUGCUGAGAAGAUCCAACAGCAGGUUGAAAAGGACUCACCCAAGAAGAAGCUCAGUGCUACUGAAAAGAUGAUGCAAAAGCUCGUAGGAAAGCAGAAGGAAAGACUGAAGGAGCUCGAAGAUGAGAACCAGAGCCUCCGCGAUAAGAUGCAAUAUUAUUCAUUACAACUGGAUUCCACUACAGUCAAGUUUGCUUGUGCUCAGAAGAUCCAAGAGCAGGCAGAAAAGGAAAAGGACAGACUGCAUAAGCUCGAAGAUGAAAACCAGUAUCUCAGGGAUCAGAUGCAAUAUUAUUCUUUGCAACUUGACUCAGCUACAAAAAAGAUCAGUGUUGUUGAAAAGAUCCAAGAGCAGGCAGAAAAGAAGAAUGACAGAUUGAAUGAGCUUGAGAAUGAGAACCAGUGUCUCCGGGAUAAGAUGCAAUGUUAUUUAUCACAACUGGACUCGGCUACGAGAAAGUGCAGCGAUGCAGAAAAGAAGAUGCAAGAGCAGGAAGGAAAGGAGAAAGCCAGACUGAAUGAGCUGGAGGAUGAGAACCAGUGUCUCCGGGAUAAGAUGCAAUGUUAUUCAUCACAACUGGACUCAGCUACAAGAAAGCUCAGAGCUGCUGAGAAGCAGAUCCAAGAGCAGGCAGAAAAGGAGAAAGCCAGAUUGAAUGAGCUGGAGGAUGAGAACCAGUGUCUCUGGGAUAAGAUGCAAUGUUAUUCAUCACAACUGGACUCAGCUACGAGAAAGCUCAGAGCUGCUGAGAAGCAGAUCCAAGAGCAGGCAGAAAAGGAGAAGAAUAGAUGCUAUGAGCCCGAGGAGGACAACCAGUGUCUGAAAGUUAAGAGGCCAUUAAACCAAGACUCAUUUACAAGAAAAUGUAGUUGUUCUGAGAAGAAUAUCCAACAGCAGGCAGAAAAGGAGAAGGAGAAAGUAUGUAAGCUAGAGUUGGAGAAUGAGAUCCUCCGGGGUGCACUGAAACACUGUACGAACCAACGGGAGUCAGCCACAAACAAGCUCGAGACUGCUAAGGAGGCAACCAAGGUGAAGGAAAAUGAGGUGGUGUGCCAGAAAGAAGCUCUGACCCAUGUACAAAAGGAUCUCCAAGAGGCUGAAAAACAGGAGCAAAAGAACAACCUCAGAAAUACUCACUCCUGCCUGGAGUCAGCUAGAACGUCGUCAAACCAAGACAAACUGAAGGAGGCUCUGGAGAAGCUCAGUCAGGCCAAGCUGGAGGCAGCCACGCUUCGCCAAGAGUUACAAAAGACCCAGCAAAAGAAGUCCCAGCUGGAGGAGGAGACAUGCGCUUAUAAGCAUCGCAUGAAAAAGCUCAACGGGGAGCUGAGGAAGCUCCAGGACUUUCACCAGCAGAGUGAGAAAGAGGUUGAUGCCUUCGUUCAGCAGAUAGAAGAUAUGAAUUAUCAGUUGGCCUUCUGGCAAAAGACACAUGAGAAUGACCUCCAGUUCCUGGCAGCCAAAGAUGAGCAGCUUGUGGUCUUCAAGGUAGAAAUGGCCUCCCUCAAGGAGAACCUGCGGGAAGAAGAGAAAAAGGUGGAAGCCCUUCGGAACACCCUGGAGAGUGCUCAGAAAGACACCUGGAAAUUUCACCAGGAAAAUGAAAUGGUUGCAUCUGAUGUACAUCAGUGGGUGAAGGAACAAAAAGAUAACACUGAGAAAUUAGGAUCCAAGAUCCGAGAACAAGUCAAAUGCAUUUAUCAACUGGCUGGUGAAAAGGACCAUCUCCACAACGUGAUGGUCCAUUUGCAACAUGAAAACAAGAAGCUGAGGAAAGAAAUAGAUGACAGGCGCCAACAGAAUGAGCAUCUGAUGGUUCCUCACUAUAAUAUUACAAUUCCUUGCAUUGAAUAUCAUCUCAAGCCACAACAGAAGAGGUCUCACUGGGACUCCAGACCCUUCUGCCCAUUUCAAGGCUCGUGACAGUCAUGCGCCCAGCCCUGCCCUCUCUGAUCCUGAGCAGACAGUGAGUUAAACUGCAAAAGAACAGAGCCCUUUAUGAACUGUAAGAGAUGCACACAAAUCUGAAGACAAUGCUCCAGCUCUGAGAGCACAGCCAGUACUGGGAGACUUUGGCUACAAGAGGGACACACGGAAAUGUCAAGUGUACAAAUAAGCUACCUUCCCCAAACAGACAAGUGGAGUUUCAAGAAGAGACCAUCAGAAAUGUUGCCUGCCUACAAAUCCACAAGUAGCAAAAAUAAAGUAUUAGAGAACAGAGGUGAAGUGGUGAGAUUGUCUAAAAUUACACAAACUAAGGCUAUAAAAUAACAUGAUUGAAAACUUCGAUACUAAAUAAUAGUAUUGACUGAUGCAAUUGAUUAAAGUUAAAGCAUACAUCCCUCCUUUCUAACAGCCAAAAAACCCUACCUUGUAGAAGUUUAUUGGGAAGUCUUGGGUCAAAACAAACUCUAACAAAUUUAAAUUUUUUUUUAAAGGAUAUGAUUGAGAGAAACUGGCCAAUGGGGGUCACAGACAAAAACCUAAGCCCAAAUGAGGCAUUUGCUUGAGUUUGGUUUGUAGGGAGAAAUCAGAAAAGAGAAAGGUUUUGGGGUGAUGGGGUCUUUCACUAGGAAUUUGCUCUUCUCAAUCCCCAGAAUAUGAGUUCAGAUCUUCCACCUGACUCAGGAUCUCAGCCCUUCUCACUACUCAGAAGUCCUUUCCUCCAACCAUGAAAGAAAAAUGCCUUUAAAUCCCAGUUACUUUGUAAAAAAAUUAAGUGAUUUUUGUGCCUUCUCUAGUCAACAGCAAGGGUAGGAAAAGAAGGAAGCUACUUACACGAGCAGAACCUGUGAAUAACCUAUGGGGCUUGCAAAGUAGUCUUUCCUACUUACACAUCAAACACAAUGGCUGGCUUUUAUUAUUUUUUUUUAAACUAAAAGCGUUCCUCAUGUCCACAAACUCAACAUUGGGCAGGCACAUUCAAGAAAAUUUUGAAUACAUCAACAGCCUCAUGAGGGGAAUGAUGACCUGCCCAGCAGAAUCCUAAAGUACAAAAAGACAUCUCAUUUUCAGGGCAGCUAGGUGGCACUGAAUCACAAAGAUUCAUCUUCCUAAGCACAAAUCUGGCCUAGCUGUAUGACC